UCCCAUAUUUUCCGCCCAAAAUAAAAUUUCCCCCGCGCUCGCCCCCUUCUGAGCCAGAAAAAGACAGAGCUGAGAAAAUGGCGGAAAGUGAAGCAAAUCGCGAGAAAAUGGACCAACAGAUGAAGAAGAAAGGUCACAGGCGCUUGAUCGCUUUCACCGGAGCUGCUGCGGUGGUCGCAAUCGCCGCCAACCUCGCCCUCACCUUCAUCAAGUACCAUAAGGACAAGAAAUCAAGCAAGAAAUAUCUCGCGGGUUUGUAUGUGCGCGUUAACCUAACUGCAUCUGAGAUUCUCAAGUUAGCUGACCAAAUUAUUGCAAAGUCAAACAAGGUCCACGAUUCUGUUGCAGCUGUGCCAUUGGAUAAGGUUACGUACUCGAAUGUUAUAUCACCUCUGGCAGAACUUCAGGCACAACAAUUUCCGUUGAUCCAGUCUUGUGUGUUUCCAAAGAUGGUAUCAACUCGGGAGGAUGUGCGCAAAGCAAGUGCUGAAGCAGAGCAAAGGAUAGAUGCUCAUAUUGACAUGUGCAGCAAACGCGAAGAUGUAUAUAUUGUAGUUAAAGCAUUUGCAACAAAGGGAGAGUGGAUAAAUGCUGAAGCCAAAUCCUUUGUUCAGAUUCUGGUGAGAGACUUUGAGAGAAAUGGAUUGAACCUCACUGCAAGCAAAAGAGAAGAAUUGCUGCGUCUAAGAGCUCAGAUUGAUGAGUUAAGCUUUAGAUAUAUCCAAAAUCUCAAUGACGAUAGCAAAUUUCUUCCCUUCAAUGAGGCAGAGUUAGCUGGAUUACCACAAGAGUUUCUCAAGUGUUUGGAUAAAUCUGAAGAUGGAAAGUUGAAGAUAUACUUGCGAAGUCAUCAUGUUGCAGCUGUUCUUGAAUUUUGCAAGGUAGGAACUACAAGACGGAUGGUAUCAAGGGCAUAUGGGAAUAGAUGCGGAGAGGCCAAUCUUUCUAUUCUGGAAAAUCUGGUGCAACAGCGCCAUAAAUAUGCUCGUUUACUUGGCUAUUCAAACUAUGCAGAGUAUGCUGUUGAUGUUAGAAUGGCAAAGACACCUAUGAAGGUGUUUGAGUUCCUGGAGGAUCUAUCCACCAGUUUAACUGAGCUGGCCAUGAAGGAACUUGAUACAUUGAAGAAUUUGAAGAAGAGGGAGGAAGGGGAAUUCCCAUUUGGAAUUGAGGACCUGCUGUAUUAUGUAAAACGGGUUGAAGACCAGAAUUAUGAUCUUGACUUUGGCGAGCUCAAUCAAUACUUACCAAUAAGUUUAGUUCUAUCUGGGAUCUUCAAAAUUCUUCAAGAUCUAUUUGGUUUAAGGUUUGAGGAAAUAGCAGGAGCUGAUGUUUGGCAUUCUGAUGUUCGAGUGUUUUCAGUACUUGACUUAGGUUCUAGUGAAAUCUUAGGUUACUGCUACUUUGAUUUGUUUUCAAGGGAAGGGAAAUAUGGUCAUACUUGUGUCAUGGCUCUCCAGAACAGUGCAUUAACACUCAGUGGGGAACAGCAGAUACCAGUUGCAUUACUAAUAUCUCAAAUUCAAAAAGAUGGCAACAGUUGUCCUGGGUUGUUGCGGUUCUCCGAAGUGGUCGGUCUAUUCCACGAGUUUGGCCAUGUGAUUCAACAAAUUUGCAACCGCUCCUCGUUUGCAAGAUUUUCUGGACUACGUGUUGAUCCCGACUUCGUGGAAAUACCUGCUCAACUCCUAGAAAACUGGUGUUAUGAAACCAGCUGUCUGAAGUUGAUUUCUGGAUUUCAUCAGGAUAUUACAAAGCCGAUAAAGGAUGAUACAUGUGAAUCAAUCAAAAGAUGGAGGGCUUCAUUUUCGGCACUUAAAUUGAAACAAGAGAUUCUGUAUUGUCUUUUUGAUCAAAUCAUGCAUUCUGCGGAUAACAUAGACAUUCGGGAGUUGUUCAAGCAUCUUCAUCCCAAGGUGAUGUUAGGUUUGCCAGCAUUAGAAGGAACCAAUCCAGCUUCAUGUUUUCCUUCUAGUGUUAUUGGUUAUGAAGCGGCUUGCUACAGCCGUGUAUGGAGUGAGGUUUUUGCUGCUGAUAUUUUUGCCUCGAAGUUUUGCAAUGAUGUUGUAAAUCAGCAUGCUGGCAUGCAAUUUAGGAAGAAGGUAUUGGCCCCCGGAGGAGCAAAGGAUUCUAUUGAAGUGUUGUCGGACUUUUUAGGAAGAGAACCUUCAAUUCGAGCUUAUAUUGAGAAUAAAGUCAAGUAUAUUCUGUAAGGCUCUAACCGACCAAUAUUUAUCUGUUGAUAGGUUUCAGUUACCUGUUUCAAUUUUUCCACAGGCAGCAAUUUUUGUUCAAAAAUUAUUCUUCGUUGUAAUAAGCACAUCCUCCUCUCUCUCUCUCUCUCUCUCUCUCUCUCUCUCUCUCUCUCUCU
Molecule: messenger RNA, 2371 nt
Organism: Arachis duranensis
Lineage: Eukaryota; Viridiplantae; Streptophyta; Magnoliopsida; Fabales; Fabaceae
Product: probable thimet oligopeptidase
Exons: 20
Coding region: 78-2213 (711 amino acids)
Biological process (GO): peptide metabolic process; proteolysis
Molecular function (GO): metalloendopeptidase activity
Source: RefSeq, a predicted model, not a curated record